GGGGGCUUCUCAACUCGUGAAUGCAGCUGGUCGUGUCUCCAAUAACUCGCUUUAAAGAGCGGCUCGUACGCUCAGUGGUUGUUAGUGCGUGUUCCCCUGUAAUUACUCGCGUUCAAGUUGUCUUAGUAAUGGCCCCGUACUUUUAAAAGGGAGGAUUUUCAUGUGGGAACCGCUCUCUGUGAGGAAGUUUCGCUGGAGAGCUCACUGGACUGUAUCUACUCGGACUGGAUGCAUCCCAGUAACGAUACAGACCGUCUGCAAGACUUCAAGCUCAGGCGCUGGUGAUUGAUUUGAGCCCACAGCAGAGCAACGAUGAUACGCACUCAUUCUCAUUCAAGUUAAAGCCGUUGUAUUUUUGAGCAUUUUGGAUUAACAGUUUCUAAAGUGAAUAUGGGUCCUGUUUGGAUCCUCCUAACCGUUUUAAUUGGAUACAGCACCAGCUUGCCCGGAGCAAAAGGAGCAUGUGUCCAUCAAGGCUCAUUGUUUGCGAACAAUACAUCAUGGAAACCAGACACCUGUCAAGACUGCAUCUGCUACAAUGAUAUUGUCAUCUGUAAACCCACUCGCUGCCAAAAUCCCCAUUGUGACUUUCAGAGGGGUGACCGCUUGAGAAUCCCACCCAACAAGUGCUGUCCGGAAUGUUUUGCACAGUUGCCUGGGAUCUGUCAGCAUGAAGGAAUGGUUUAUGGGCAUGACAGUCAGUGGAGUGAUUCCAAAUGUUCGGUGUGCACAUGCUCUCAUGGGAAGGUGACCUGUGGGCCACGUGCUUGUCCUCCUCUUAGUUGUGGGAAAGACCAGAGUCCUUUCAUCCCAGAUGGAGACUGCUGCCCUCACGGCGAGCAGUGGCAGAGGGGCAGCUGUACCUCCUGUGUGUGCGAUCGCGGUCAUUCUCGCUGUCAGACGGAGAAGUGCCCUCCUCUCCACUGUGAUAAGGUUCAGACGAAGGUCAAGCGAGCCGGGCAGUGCUGUGAAGAUUGUGUCUCAUCAAAAGGCAGCUGCCUCUAUGAGGGCAUUGUCCGUUACCAUGGUGAUAUGUGGAACGGCACGGGUUGUGAGUUCUGCAUGUGUGAACGGGGUCAGGUGCUGUGCCAACGGGUCGAGUGCACCAGAUCGGAGUGCCCACGGGGAGAAAAACUGGUCCAUUUGCCUGGGAAAUGCUGCCCAGAGUGUAAGACAACAACCAGUUCCUGUACAUAUUCACAGCCAGACCAGAAGGGGCAGAAAUUUAACAUCAAGAGUUUUAGACGCCUUACUAAUCUAGAGAGUGUCAGAGAGGGGCUGUGUCGUGUGUGUCAGUGUCAAGAGAAUCAUGUGAUCUGUUACCAGCGUUCCUGUCCCACCUGUCCACUGGGCACCCUAACUAUACCUCACCCUGAACAGUGCUGUCCCGAUUGCAAUCCAGCAGUGCAGUGUCACAGGGACUGUUUGACAUGCUCUGGCACACCAGAUCACUGUGACAGCUGUCAGGACCCUUCUGCCCUGUUGAUGAAUGGACGCUGUCUGCAGUCAUGUCCUGAAGGAUUUUUCACUCAGGGCAAAGUUUGUGCAGCCUGCCAGCCGUCAUGUGCCACCUGUGAGAAUGACUUUGAAUGCACAGCAUGUGGUGGGUCCUAUCUCCUCAGUGGCAGGCAAUGUGUGACCACCUGUGAGAGAGGUCUGUUCCAGGACUACACACGCUGUCUCAGUUGCCGUGACUCCUGUUCAUCUUGUCAGGGGGUGGGGCCUCAGGAUUGUUUGACAUGCUCAGACCCCUCCCACUUACUGAAGGAUGGAUUCUGUGUUUCGGAUUGUGGUCCAGGCUUUUAUGCUAAUCAAGGCAGCUGUUAUGCUUGUGACCCUUCCUGUGCAACCUGUCAUCCCGAAAACCCCAGUUGCAUGAGCUGCACCCCUGAACAUGCAUUGCAUCAGGGGAAAUGUGUACCACAAUGUCCACCACAGUAUUACAAGAAUGACCACGGCCGUUGCCAAGCCUGCCACAGUUCGUGUGCGUCCUGCUCAGGGCCAGCUGGGUCUCACUGCACCUCCUGCUCAAAGUUUCUCAUCCUGAACCAAGGCCAGUGUGUGGAGUCCUGCGGAGAGGGACUGUUCUCCAGAGGGGGACACUGUCACAGGUGUCAUUCAUUGUGUAGGGUCUGUGUGGGUCCGGACUCCUCAGACUGCAUGCAGUGUGUCAAACAGGAAGAGGUCCUGCUGCCUAAAAAUGGACAUGUCUCUCACGGGUCCUGUAUGUCUGUCUGCAGGCCACAGCAUUACCUUGACGCAGAUCGGACCUGCAGAGAAUGUCACAUCUCAUGUUCAGGCUGCACUGGUAGAAGUUUCCAGAAUUGUACUUCCUGUAUACGGCCCAGUGUCCUUCAUCAAGGGCAGUGUCUCGAUAAAUGUCCCAAUGGUUUCCAUGUUCAGGACCGUACUUGCCAAGCCUGUCAUCCAUCAUGUAAGGAGUGUACGGGCCCGUCUCAGGCUGACUGUUCUGCUUGUCCAGCCCACGCCAGUCUCCAUAACGGCUACUGCCGAACCAGCUGCCCUGAGGGCCAGUGCCUGAAUGCUGUGGGCUACUGCAUUGAGUGUGAGGAGGGAUGCCAGCGGUGUGUGGCAGACCUGCAGUCUGGCUUUGGCACUGUGUGUUUGUGGUGUAAGGUUCCCAGGAUGCUGCUGCUGGGAGAUCACUGUGUAUCACAGUGCCCACCCAGAUACUACCGGUGGCACGGAGCUUGCAAAAAAUGUCACACUUCUUGUGAGGAGUGCAGUGGGGAUGGUCCUCACUCCUGUACUUCCUGUUUGGUCCCUGAGGUUCUGGCCCCAUCAGGUCUCUGCAGCCCUCGCUGUCCAACUGGAUAUUACGCUGAUGAAAACAGGGUGUGCCAAAUGUGUGACGCUCAGUGUCUGAGCUGUGAGAUGGCGGGUGUGUGCACAUCAUGUAGUGAUCCAGCUAAAGUUCUUCUGUUUGGGGAGUGUCAGUAUGAGAGCUGUGCUCAUCAGUAUUAUCUUAACACCACCACGCGCACAUGCAGAGAAUGCGACUGGAGCUGUAACGCGUGCCGCGGACCCCUGCGUAGUGACUGUCUGCAGUGCAUGGAGGGAUACGUCCUGCAGGAUGGCAUUUGUGUGCCAGGAUGCUCACUGGGAUUCUACCAGGAUGCUGAGAGAUGUCUGAGCUGUGAUGAACACUGCGAGCAGUGCCAGGUCCAUGGCCGAUGCCAACGCUGCCAGCUGCCAUAUGCCGUAUUGAACGGGCACUGUGUGCUGGAAUGUGGCAAGCGCUACUUUCUAGAUGUCUCGACCCGUCAGUGCAAUGCAUGCUCAGCUGGUUGCUUGGAGUGUGUGAGUGCAGGUGGGUGCCAUGUCUGUGCUGAGAACUCCUUCCUGAAGGGUGGGCAGUGCAUCCUGGACUGUGGUCAUGGAUACUAUGCUGACCCCAAAACAAGAGCCUGCCAUGCAAACAGCCGCGCUCCAUCUCUUUACAUCAAUGGCUCUCUGCUGGUACCUAUUGGUGGAGUUAAGCCUCUGGAUCCAGCACUCGUGUCAAUCAAGGAUGCAGAUAGCCAAUUAGAGAGCAUGUUGCUCCAGCUCAUUCAGCCAGCCAGUAACGGGCAUCUCGUGGUCCUGGAGAAUGACAGAGAGAGAGCACUGGGCAGAGACGACACUUUCACCUUUACUCAGCUCAAACGUAGAGUUGUGCGCUUCAUUCAUGACAAAGAGCAGCCCAAAAGUGGGCAGUUCAUGUUAAGGGCAGCAGAUCCUCAGCUGUUCUCUCAGCCUCAGAGUGUUCCUGUGCAGGCGCUUUCCCAGCAGGUUGGCUUGACUCCUCACCUGCGUUCAGUGCCCAAGACCUGGGUGAGGGAGGGAGGAAUGGUACAGCUGUCUAAGAAGUGCCUCAAUGCUCAAUUCCAGGGAACCAGUGACUCUGAAAUCCUGUACACCAUUCAUUCUGAGAGCGGACAGCCCAAAUAUGGAGAGAUUGUGCUGGUGUCUAUGCCUGCUGAUGGUCCUGUGGAGGCAUGGCAGUCCUUCCCAGAUGGUCAAGAUACCACACCAACCAGCUCAUUUACACAGCAAGAUGUUAAUGAAGGGACUGUCUGGUACAGACACUAUGGAUCCGCUACACAGAGAGACACUUUUCAGUUUCAGGUUUCAAGUGAGGUCUAUCCAGAGACUCUGGGUGAUGCACAGACCUUCACUAUAGGAGUGAUGCCUCAGACCCCCGGCCUGCCUCAGCUCUCGCCUGGAGCCGACCUGCAGAUCACUGCACUGGAAGAUCGCGUGACUGUGAUAUCUCCGUCUGCUCUCUCCUUCACUGACUCUGAGACGCCCAGCGACAAGCUUGUCUACAACAUCACCAAAGCGCUUACCUCAGGCCACGGUAUGCUGGAGCACAGGGAUAGACCUUACCAUCAUGUGCGUCUCUUUACCCAGGCUGAUGUAGACAGUGGCAAAAUUAUCUACAGACCACCUCAAGCUCCUUCCCACCUUCAGGAGCUUUAUCAGUACUCAUUUACAGGUCUACCAGAAUCAGUGAGCCUCCAUUUCACAGUUUCUGAUGGAGAGCACACCACUCCAGAGAUGGACUUUGCUAUUCUGUUGUUGGCCAAUCAUCAGCAGCCACCGGUCUCUCAGAUUCUGGAUCCGGUGCUGGAGGUCAGUCUCGGCGGCAGGGCACCAGUGGGUGGACGGCAGUUAGCAGUGACGGAUGCUGAUACGGCCCCUGAAGAGCUAGAGUUUGAGCUGGUGGAGGGGCCCCUACACGGGACCCUCCUGAGAGUGGACCUUGGCUCCCAGGUCCAGAUGGUCAAUGGGGACACCUUCACCUCCAGUGACGUCACCAGGAACGUUCUGCAGUAUGAGCAUGCGGGUCUCACCACAGAGGAGGACUCCAUGACUUUCUCUGUGACGGACGGGAUCUCCAUGACCUCCAUCACGGUGCAGGUCUUGGUGUCGGAGGUCAAAGGUGACGCACCCAAACGCGACCCUAAGGCCCUGCUGUCAAUGGAGGUGGCGGAAAAGAGCAGUACCAUCAUUAGACGUUCGCAGUUAGCUUAUAUGGAUGAUAAAUCUCCCGAUGAGACCAUUUUUGUGCAGUUAGUUUCUGUACCGAUGUAUGGGAUCCUCACCAAAACCAAGGCUGAAACAGACCAUGAGGAACUUAGUGAAUAUUCCUCCUUUACAAUGGAGGACAUCAACAACCACAAAAUCAGGUAUGUUACAUCCUUUGAAACGGGUAACCAGCCUGUCACUGAUAUUUUCCACUAUGUCGUCUAUGAUGGUGAGAACAAUCGUUUGGAGAACCAGAUGUUCACUAUAACCAUCACGUCUACCCAGAGACAGCCACCUGUUGUCACGGUCCACAGCGGCAUUAAGGUUCAAGAAGGAGGGAGAGUCCAGCUCUCAGCCAAUCACUUUAUUGCAUCUGACCCAGACACACCCAGAAAGGACCUCCUGGUGUGGCUGAUCAGCCCACCGAAGUAUGGUUUCAUUGAGAACACAAAACAAGCAGCGAUUGGUGGAUCUCGCGUGAUCAGCCCUGACGUCCCUUUCACUAUAGAAGACCUCACCUCAGACCAUAUCUUCUACGUUCAAAACAUCCGCCAAGCCAACAUCCGCCAGGAUGUCUUCAGCUUUUACAUCAGUGAUGGGUCUAGUCAAACUGAGGCUUUUGAUAUCACCAUAGACAUCCAGCACACCAAGGAGGAUAGAGUCCCAAUUAUCUCAGUGAACAGCAUCCAAGUGGAGGAGAAUUCCGGUGUGAUCAUUACCAACUCCUCCCUGAAUAUUUUGGACCCGGACACACCUGAAAAUGAGCUUCUCCUUACCCUCAUCAAGAAGCCUUCAUACGGAAAGCUACGCAGAAGGCAGUUCUACUCUCAGCCUUUUGAGAAUGGCAGGAUUCUUCAGCAAGGCUCCACCUUCACUUACCAGGAUGUUCUAGAUGAGCUUCUGGUCUACACCCCAGAUGGACGCGGCUCUGGGACUGACGAGAUCCAGUUUUCAGUAACAGAUGGCAUAUACACAGAGACCGGACGUCUAGAGUUCAGCAUGGAUAUUAGGAAGAGAGAAGGCCCUAGAGUCACAAUCAACAGAGGACUACAGAUUGCAGCAGGUUCCUCAUCUAAGAUCACAGAGCAGCAUCUAAAAGGGACGGACAUAGAUUCAGAUAACCUUAAGCUGCGGUUCACCCUUAGUAAAGACCUGAGCGUGGGCUCCCUGCUGCUGAAUACGGGCAGAAACAAGGCCCAGAUAUCUGUCAAAGGACCUGUCACCAGCUUCACCCAGGAUGACAUCAACAAAGGACAUGUGGAAUACAUUCAUGAAAAGGGAGAAAGUGGAGGCAGCUUCUCUUUUAAGUUCAACUUGGAAGAUCCCGAGGGAAACAGAGUCAUUGACCAGUCUUUCUUCAUUAACGUUCUAGAGGACAGACUUCCUCCCACAGUGGUGGUUAAUAAGGGUUUGGUUAUGGAUGAGAACACCUUGAAGAAGAUCACAACACUGCAGCUCUCAUCUACAGAUCAGGACAGUGAACCAGAUGAACUCAUUUACCGAAUCACCAAACAGCCUCAGCUUGGCCAUCUAGAACAUUCCAGCAAACCAGGAACACGGAUCAGCACGUUUACCCAGGCUGACCUGGCCUCCCGCAAUAUUCAGUUUGUUCAUACCAGUGAAGAGGAGAUACACUCUGAUGACUUUACCUUCACUGUAUCUGAUGGAGGCAAUGAGAUUUCACAGACAUUCUACGUCACCAUCCGGCCGGUGGACGACUCUCUGCCCGUCCUGCAGGUACCAGGGAUGAGGGUGCAGGAGGGGGUGAGGAAGACCAUCACUGAGUUUGAGCUGAAGGCAACUGAUGCUGACACAGAGGAGGACUCUGUUACGUUCACUAUCGUUCAGGCUCCUCGACACGGGACCAUUGAGCGCACAAGUAAUGGUCAGCAUUACCGCCAGACUACCACCUUCACUAUGGACGACAUCUAUCAGAACCGCAUCAGUUACAGCCAUGAUGGCAGUAACUCCCUCAAAGACCGAUUCACCUUCACUGUCGGUGAUGGUACCAACAUGUUCUUCAUCAUUGAAGAGGGUGGAAAAGAGGUUGUCACCGCCGCUCCACAGAAGUUUAAAAUUGAUAUUUUACCUGUUGACGACGGGACCCCUCGUAUUGUCACCAACCUCGGUCUACAGUGGCUGGAGUACAUGGAAAAUAAGGCCACCAAUCUGAUCACCAAGAAAGACCUUCUCACUAUUGAUCCGGACACAGAUGAUGGCCAGCUGACUUAUGAAAUCACUACAGAAGCUAAACACGGCUUCCUGGAGAGUAAACUCAGUCCUGGCAAACCUAUUACCACUUUCACGCAAGCUGACAUAAACCUGGGCCUUAUCCGAUACGUUCUGAGUGAGGACAAUGUUCAGGAGACCAUGGACAACUUCAGGUUCCUUGUGAAGGACAGCAAACCCAACAUCGUCACUGACAAUGUGUUCCACAUCCAGUGGUCUCUUAUCAGCUUUGAGCACAAGAGCUACAAUGUGAGUGAAAAAGAUGGAACCGUGGCGGUCACAGUGAAGAGGACUGGCAAUCUGAACCAGUAUGCUAUUGUGCUGUGUCGUACUGAGCAAGGCACGGCCACCUCCACUUCCAGCAUGGGCUCUCGGGCCGGACAACAGGACUAUGUUGAGUAUGCUGGACAAGUUCAGUUUGAUGAGAGAGAAGACACCAAGGUGUGCACCAUUGUGAUCAACGAUGAUCAGGUCUUUGAGAACAUUGAGAGCUUUAAUGUGGAACUGAGUAUGCCAGUGUAUGCCCUGCUGGGGUCAGUGACCCGCGCUAAAGUCAAUAUCAAUGACACGGAGGAUGAACCCACCCUGCAGUUUGAUAAGAAGACUUACCACAUCAAUGAAAGCACAGGCUUUAUCUUUGCUCCUGUUGAGAGAAAGGGGGACACCAGCAGCACAGUCUCAGCCCUCUGCUACAGUGUGUCUAAGUCAGCCCGGGGCAGCAGUCUGCAUGCUCUCGAGUCCGGCUCUGACUAUAAGACCCGUGGCAUGAGCAGUGACAACAGAGUCAUCUUUGGCCCAGGUGUGAGCAUGUCUACCUGUGACGUAAAGCUGAUUGAUGACAGCGAGUAUGAACUCUCUGAGGAGUUUGAGCUGGUGCUGUCGGACGCCUCAGACAAUGCACGGAUGGGUGAUGUCACCGUGGCUAAAGUCAUCAUAGAUGGGCCAAAUGAUGCCUCCAUUGUCUUCCUGGGCAACGCGUCCUUCACCUUCAGUGAAGAUGCAGGCACCAUUGAAAUCCCUGUUUUGCGGCAGGGCAGUGACCUUUCCUCAGUAACCUCUGUGUGGUGUGCCACACGUCCUGCUGAACAAGAUUCUGCUACGCCCGGCGUUGACUACAUCCCAAGUUCCAAAAAGGUGGAGUUUAGACCAGGCAAGACCGAAGAGACAUGUAGUUUGACCAUAAUGGAUGACAUUCAGAACCCUACAAUCGAAGGGAAAGAGUCCUUCAUCGUGUUUCUUAGUUCUCCCAAUGGAGCGGUCCUGACUGAACCAUAUGAAGCCUCUGUCUACAUCACUGACACCACCCAAGACAUACCUAGCAUGCAGUUUGACAAGCUGGCAUAUACGGUGAAGGAAAAAGAUGGUGUUCUGCACAUCCCCAUUUUUAGGACGGGAGAUCUGUCCUAUAAGUCUUCCGUCCGUUGUUUCACACGCACAAUGUCUGCUAUGGUGAUGGAUGAUUUUGAAGAGAGGAGAAAUGCAGAUGAUUCCAGGAUUACUUUCCAAAAAGGAGAAAAGGUGAAGAAUUGUACCAUAUUGAUCCAAGAUGACUCUGUGUUUGAGCCAGAAGAGGAGUUCCAGGUCCACCUUGGAAGCCCACAGGGUGACCACUGGAUUGGAGCCAUGAUUGGAGUCAAGGACAUUGUGACUGUGACCAUCACAAAUGAUGAAGAUGCUCCUACGAUUGAAUUUGAACAAGCCUCUUUCCAAGUUCGUGAGCCCCCUGGUCCAGAUGGAAUUGAGGUUUUGAAUAUCAAGGUAAUCCGUAAAGGAGACCUUGACCGUACCUCCAAGAUCAGAUGCAGCACAAGGGAUGGAUCAGCCCAGUCAGGUGUAGACUAUAACCCCAAGAGUCGAGUCCUUAAGUUCAGCCCUGGUGUGGACCACAUCCUCUUUAAGGUAGAGAUCCUGUCCAAUGAGGACAGAGAGUGGCAUGAAUCUUUCUCGUUGGUUCUUGGUCCAGACGACCCUGUUGAAGCCGUGCUUGGAGAGAUCACCAUGGCCACAGUCACCAUCUUAGAUCAAGAAGCUGCAGGAAGUCUCAUCCUUCCAGCACCACCCAUUGUGGUGUCUCUGUCAGACUAUGACUAUGUCCAGGAGGUCACUAAAGAGGGCAGUAAGAAAUCUCCAUCUCCUGGAUAUCCUCUGGUCUGUGUGACUCCCUGCGACCCCCAUUACCCCAAAUACUCAGUCAUGAGAGAGCGCUGUGAGGAAGCAGGCAUCAACCAGACCUCCGUCCACUUCAGCUGGGAGGUUGCAACUCCCACAGACACCAGCGGAGCACGAUCACCCUUUGAGACAGUGACAGAUAACACACCUUACACCACAGUCAAUCACAUGGUCCUGGACAGUAUCUAUUUCAGCAGACGUUUCCAUGUGCGCUGCGUAGCUCAGGCCAGAGAUAAAGCCGGGCACCUGGGAACUCCACUGAGGAGCAACAUAGUCACUAUUGGCACUGAGGGAUCAAUAUGCCACACCCCCGUCACUACAGGAACCGCUCGAGGCUUUCAGGCCCAGUCCUUUAUUGCCACUCUAAAAUACCUGGAUGUCAAACACAAAGAGCAUCCAAACAGGAUCCAUAUCUCAGUGCAGAUCCCUCAUCAGGAUGGAAUGCUUCCACUGGUGUCCACCAUGCCUCUGCAUAACCUACACUUCCUGCUCUCCGAGUCUAUUUACCGUCAGCAGCAUGUCUGCUCCAACCUGGUCACACUUAAAGAUCUGCAUGGCGUCUCUGAAACCGGCUUCUUGGAUGAUGUGUUGUAUGACAGCAUAUCCCUGGGUCCCGGAUAUGACCGUCCAUACCAAUUCAACCCCAGUGUUCGAGAACCUAGAACUAUCCAGCUAUACAAGCAUCUCAAUCUGAAAAGCUGCAUAUGGACAUUUGAUGCGUAUUAUGACAUGACGGAGCUUAUUGAUGUAUGUGGAGGAUCAGUAACUGCUGACUUUCAGGUCAGAGACUCGGCUCAGUCGUUCCUGACGGUGCAGGUACCGCUCUAUGUGUCCUACAUCUAUGUGACGGCUCCUCGUGGAUGGGCCUCCCUGGAGCACCACACAGAGAUGGAGUUUUCUUUCUUCUACGACACAGUCUUGUGGAGAACAGGCAUCCAGACAGACAGCGUGCUGUCAGCUAGAUUACAGAUCAUUCGGAUCUUCAUUAGGGAUGAUGGACGACUGGUGAUUGAGUUCAAAACCCACGCCAAGUUUAGAGGUCAGUUUGUCCCUGAACAUCACACCCUCCCUGGACAGAAAUCUCAUCUGAUGGCUCCAGAUCACCUGGGAGGCAUCGAAUUUGACCUGCAGCUGAUGUGGAGCGCACAGUCCUUUGAUUCACCCUACCAGCUCUGGAGAGCCACAAGCUCCUACAGCAGGAAAGACUACUCUGGGGAGUACACAGUCUUUCUCAUCCCCUGCACGGUACAGCCAACCCAGGCAUGGGUCGACUCUGGGGAUAAGCCUCUUUCCUGCACGGCCCAUGCUCCAGAGAAAUUCCUGCUGCCCAUCACCUUCCAGCAGACGAACCGCCCUGUUCCUGUAGUCUACUCUCUGAAUACUGAGUUUCAGCUUUGCAAUAAUGAGAAAGUCUUUCUAAUGGAUCCUGCUCUCGCAGACAUGUCUGUUGCUGAGAUGGACUAUAAAGGAGCCUUUUCGAUGGGUCAAACGCUGUAUGGCAGAGUGCUGUGGAAUCCUGACCAGAACUUGAAUUCGGCCUAUAAGUUGCAGCUAGAAAAAGUCUAUUUGUGUACAGGACGGGAUGGCUAUGUGCCCUUCUUCGACCCCACAGGCACUCUGUACAACGAAGGCCCUCAGUAUGGCUGCAUUCAACCGAACAAGCACCUCAAACACAGGUUCCUGCUUCUGGACCGGAAGCAGCCUGACGUCUGCGAUCGCUACUUCCAUGAUGUUCCAUUUGAAGCCAAGUUUGCAUCUGACAUUCCUGAUCUCCAGUCCUUGUCUGCGAUGCCAGGUGUAGACGGUUUCACAAUAAAGGUGGAUGCCCUUUAUAAGGUUGAGGCAGGGCACCAGUGGUACCUCCAGGUCAUCUACGUUAUUGGACCCGAGUCCAUAUCUGCUCCCAGAAUCCAGCGCUCAGUGACCUAUGAGCUCAAACGAAGUCGCCGAGAUCUGGUGGACCGUUCAGGUCGUCUAAUGCUGGAUGAAUCUCUGAUCUACGACAAUGAAGGUGACCAGGUCAAGAAUGGCACCAAUAUGAAGACCUUGAAGCUUGAGGUGGAACCAUCGGGCACCUUCAAUCCCCAGAUGGGAGGAUCCAUCGGGGGUGGCAUGGCAGCCAUCGUCCUACUUUUCCUGGUCCUUCUAGCCGUCUGCCUCAUGGUCAGAAAGUGCCGCAGGGUUGUAAAAAAGAGGCCUGUGAAGGCAGUGGAGGAUUAUCCUCUGAAUACAAAGGUGGAGGUCUGUAUAGAACGUCUGGAGAAAAACCUCAACAGCAAGCACUGCUCUGUAAGAAACGUCAACGUCUUCAACAAGAACCCAGAGACCUACAAGGUCAGUGGGGUCAAGGUCAAACAGGUCAAUCUGGAGGUCAAACUGCACAACAACCUGAAUGACGGCACUGAAGUCUGAGUAUUUAAUGAGAAGAAGAAACAUUUUCUAUACAUAUUUGUAAUGACAUGAUGUUAAUGUAUUUUUGUAUGACCAUGAGGAUAAAAGGGAAAGUAUUCUUGCCAGCUAUGCAGUGUAAAUCAUUUCACAACUGAGCUACCUCAAACAUUAAUGAACAACACAUAAUGGUGUCAUCAGAUCUUACGUUUCCAAUCUCAGUUUUAAAUCAUUGCUCUGUGUAAUCAUACAACGGCUCAGUGGUAGCUCAGCCACUUUGUUUAAACGAAUGGAGAGUUUGUAUCACUGCACCUGCUAUUUUGUCAUGUCAGUAAAAACACAUGAAAGUAUUAAAGGAAGGAUAAGUGCCAACACUUUGGACCGGGCGAGUGAUGUAAAUACAUUUAUUAAGUGCAAUUAUCGGAUGACAUGGUCGUCCCUGUAUUUUGAUUUGGCUUUUGAUGCUCUGCCUCAUUGUCUAAUUUACUGUACUUUUGGCCUGAUCACCGGUGUGCCAUGCUGAUAUUUGUCAAGUGCGAUUUAUUUAAUUCCAAAUCCGAAUAGACUGCCCAAAGUAAUGCGUUUGUUAGUUUAUGUAAACCUUUGGUACAUGUCAACGAGAAACCAAGUGUUUUGAUGAAUUGUAUGAAAAUAGAUCAUAGAUUUGAUAACCACUAUUGAUUUGUCAGUCUGCUGACUCCAUUGAAAUGCUGUAGCCUUUAUUAUUUUACAACACUGGGUAAAAAAAAACAUAUUUUUGUUUUAUAUGACUGCUGUCUGUACUGAUAUAACCAAACACUACCAAAAAUCUUCACAUGGAUUUUUUUAAAGAUUAUCCACCUCAUGCUAUCCUGCAUUAUUUAGUCUUGUAUUAAUGUCACAUCAUGUAUUAAGUAAGGCACAUCUAUAGUUUGUAUUGUUUGUGUAGUUCUGUAUUGCUGUAUUAAGUAAUCACUUGUCACAUGUGCUGAUUUGAUCAAGAAUAUCCAGAAUCUUUAAAGCACUGGGUGUAGUGUGGGAAAUGCUACAAUUAUGACUUUAUGAUCAUCUCUCUCUCUCUCUCUCUCUCUCUCUCUCUCUCUCUGUGUGUAUUUGGAGUUUUAUUCAAUUUUGUCCAUUAAUAUGUGUCUAAGUGAGUGCCUAUCAAACAGAAACAUUUUGGAGAUAUAAGUUUUUGGUGCUAUCAUUUAUGGUAAAAUAACAUGAUGCCUGUACUUGUGCCUUUUUAGCAAUAAAAUUAAU
Sinocyclocheilus grahami is the source of this 13059-nucleotide messenger RNA. RefSeq names its product extracellular matrix protein FRAS1-like. The transcript has 71 exons. Gene Ontology annotation, biological process: cell communication; anatomical structure morphogenesis. Gene Ontology annotation, molecular function: protein binding. The coding region runs from base 391 to 11841 and encodes 3816 amino acids. Gene Ontology annotation, cellular component: membrane. The record is from RefSeq and is a predicted model, not a curated record. NCBI's taxonomy places the organism in Eukaryota, Metazoa, Chordata, Actinopteri, Cypriniformes, Cyprinidae.